Leptopilina heterotoma is the source of this 1330-nucleotide messenger RNA. Its product is annotated as protein roadkill-like. The transcript is spliced from 2 exons. Bases 726 to 1286 code for a protein of 186 amino acids. NCBI's taxonomy places the organism in Eukaryota, Metazoa, Arthropoda, Insecta, Hymenoptera, Figitidae. Gene Ontology annotation, biological process: regulation of proteolysis; proteasome-mediated ubiquitin-dependent protein catabolic process. Gene Ontology annotation, molecular function: ubiquitin protein ligase binding. Gene Ontology annotation, cellular component: nucleus; cytoplasm. The record is from RefSeq and is a predicted model, not a curated record.
UCCAGACUUCCAGUUCAUGAAAUGUGAACGUGGACGCAAUCUAUUGUUUAUCUUAUGCGGGAAGGUAGUAAAGAUUUUAGUGUUGUUAAAACACACCAUAAAUACUUGCCGCUCAAACGUGCGAAUAUUUUCUCUAACUUCAGUUCACAAUGGACAGUUUGCUUUUUUAUCGCUCACGAUUUUUUUUUCUUACAACCGCAUUAGAAGUGGUCACGUAUAUUCAUAUUUUUUCACAUUUCAACUUGUGCACUCGCUACGUGAUGUGUUGUAUGUGCCACUCAAGAAAAGGACUUGAUACUUUUGAGAAACUUGGUGAAAAUAAUUUGAAUUUUUGAAACUUCGCUUCGUUAAAAUCAACUCUCAUAGUUCAACAGACAAAUAUGGCUACGUCAUUGAAUACAGAACAAAAAUUUAAAGAGACUAACAGAACUGCUUUCAAGAUUCGUAAUUAUGUAUUUGAAUGGACAAUCUGGCAUUUCGAGUUUAUUUGUAAACAUGAAAAAGUAGUUAAAUCUGACAUAUUUUCAACAAGAAAAUUUAAAGAUGGCAAGUGGUUAAUUGUGAUGCAACCAACAGAAUUAACAGAAAAAAACGAGGAUUUCUUUAUAAUUCAUUUGAUAUAAAGUUUGAGUAAAGUUCUAAUUAAAUGCUACAUUAAUGUCGUUACUCCUGAUAAGACUUUAAUACAAAAACCGCUUAUUGAUAUUGAAAAAUGUAAUGGACUAAUGGAAAGUAUGAAAAGUUUGCAAGACAAUGAAGAAUUCAAAGAUGUUACGUUUAAUGUUGAAGAUAAAAAAUUCACCGCUCACAAAAUUAUUCUAGCCAAUCGGAGUACUGUGUUUGCUGCAAUGUUCAAGAACAAAAUGACUGAGGAACUAACAUCCGUUGUUGAAAUUGAUGACACAAAAUCAGCAAUCUUCCAACAAAUGUUGAAUUUUAUUUAUACGGAUCAAGUGGAGAAUUUAGAAGAAUCAGCAGUUGAAUUAUUGUACGUUGCGGAAAAAUAUCAAUUGGAGAAACUUAAAAAUUUAUCCAUCAACAGUCUUAAUGACAAACUAUCUUUAAAGACAGUUAUUAAAACUUUGGAGGUUGCCGAAUUGUAUUCAAUUGAACUGCUAAAGCAUGAAUGUCUUUAUUUUAUGUCUGAGAGAAAGUAUGAUAUUAUUGAGACAAAAGAGUUUCAGGAAUUCAUAUUAGGUCGUCCAGGUUUAUGGACAGAAAUUUUAAAUAUAAAAAAACAGGUACACUCAGAGAAAAUGUUUAUUUCACUUAACCAAACUGUUUAAUUAACCUAUUUUAUUUGUCACGAUAAAACAAUUUUGUUGAUUUA